Morus notabilis is the source of this 2357-nucleotide messenger RNA. RefSeq names its product pentatricopeptide repeat-containing protein At1g02060, chloroplastic. The record is from RefSeq and is a predicted model, not a curated record. NCBI's taxonomy places the organism in Eukaryota, Viridiplantae, Streptophyta, Magnoliopsida, Rosales, Moraceae. Gene Ontology annotation, molecular function: protein binding. The transcript is spliced from 3 exons. The coding region runs from base 1 to 2355 and encodes 784 amino acids.
AUGCCUAAGGAUGUGGUGAUGGUUGACAAGCCAAAUGAAGCCCGAUCGAUGUACGAGAGGCUUCAAUCGCACCAGAACGCUAAAGUGGGCAAAACUGAAUAUACUUGCACCUUCGGAGCACCACCAAUCAUGGCUCUCAAUUCGAUUUCGCUGAGUCGAAAAUCCGCAGCUUUUGGAAAGCAACUCUUCACUCCUACUUCAGUUCUCAGGUGUUAUUCUCGUCAAAGAACCAACAACUCCGGCGAAAAUGAAGAGAAGAAUCAAAAUGAAGACGUUAUGGAAAAACCCAGACCAUCUUCAUCAAAAACUAAAAGAGCCAAAGAAAUGUCAAGGCUCAUCAACACCAAUCCAUGGUCGACUGACCUCGAGUCUUCUCUCUCCUCACUCUUUCCCUUUCCUCUCUCUAAAACCACCGUGCUCCAAACUCUCCGCCUCAUCACCAGCCCUUCCAAAGCCUUCCAGUUCUUCAAGUGGGUCCCGCAAAUGGGCUUCUCUCACAACGACCAAUCGUGCUUCAUGAUGUUGGAAAUCCUGGGUCGUUCUCGGAAUCUCAAUGCGGCGCGUAAUUUCCUGUUUUCGAUCGAGAAAAAGUCUAAUGGGUCGGUGAAACUUGAAGAUCGCUUCUUCAAUAGUUUGAUAAGGAGCUAUGGCAAUGCCGGGCUGUUUCAGGAGUCUGUUAAGCUCUUCUCGACGAUGAAAGAACUUGCUAUUGCUCCUUCUGUUGUCACGUUUAAUAGUCUGUUGUUGGUUUUGCUUAAACGGGGUAGGACUAAUAUGGCCCGCAAUGUGUUUGAUGAAAUGCUUGGCACGUAUGGAGUUGAGCCGGAUACUUUCACUUUUAAUGUUUUGAUUAGGGGAUUCUGUAUGAACUCAAUGGUUGAUGAGGGGUUCCAUUUUUUCAAGGAAAUGUCGCGGUUUAAGUGCGAGCCUGAUGUCGUUACGUAUAACACGCUCGUUGAUGGAUUGUGUAGGGCAGGAAAGGUGGAUAUUGCGCGGAACGUGGUGAAGGGUAUGAGCAAAAAGAGUGUGGAUUUGAAUCCAAAUAUUGUUACUUAUACGACCUUGAUUAAGGGGUACUGUGGGAAACAAGAGAUUGAUGAGGCUUUGCUUGUUCUGAAGGAGAUGACUGAGAGAGGGUUGAAGCCGAAUGGGAUAACGUAUAAUACGCUGAUAAAGGGCCUCUGCGAAGCGCAGAAGCUAGAUGAUGUAAGAAAGAUUUUGGACGGAACAAUGAGGAGGGGAGAGUUUGUUCCCAAUACGUGUACGUUCAACACGUUGAUUCACACACAUUGCCAAGCUGGGCGCUUGGACGAAGCAUUGAAGGUGUUUGAGAAGAUGUUGGAGUUGCAGGUUCUGCAAGAUUCGGCUACAUACAGUGCUUUGAUACGCAGUUUGUGUCAACGAGGGGACUAUAUUAGAGCAGAGGAGUUGUUUGAUAAGUUAUCAGAUAAGGAAAUCUUGUUGAGUGAUGAUGGUUGUAGGCCUAUUGUUGCUGCUUAUAACCCGAUGUUCGAGCAUUUAUGCAGAAAUGGGAAAACCAAGAAGGCCGAGAGAGUUUUUAGGCAGUUGAUGAAAAGGGGAACUCAAGAUCCUCCAUCUUAUAAGACUUUGAUCAUGGGACACUGUAGGGAAGGUACAUUUGAAGCGGGGUAUGAACUGUUAGUCUUGAUGUUAAGAAGAGAUUUUGUGCCCGAUGCUGAGAUUUACGAGUCUUUGAUCACUGGUCUUCUGCAGAAGGAUAAGCCUCUUCUUGCAAAGACAACUCUAGAAAAGAUGCUAAGAAGCUCCCAUCUCCCUAGAGCGUCUGCUUUCCAUUGCAUACUCGAAGAGCUUCUCAAAAAGGGUUGUGCUAAGGAAUCCGCCAGUUUUGCUACGUUGAUGUUGGAGCAAAAAUUUAGACAAAACAUCACUCUCUCGACAAAUCUUAUUACUCUACUUUUCAGUAAUGGACUGGGAGAUAAAGCAUUUGAGCUUAUUAAGGUGCUUUAUGAGAGUGGAUAUUCUGUAAAAAUCGAAGAGUUGGUUAGUUUCCUUUGCCAGAAAAGUAAGCUGUUAGAGGCUUGUAAGUUAUUGCAAUUCAGUUUGCAGAAGAAUCAAAGUGUUGGCAUUGAGAUAUUCAAUAAAGUUAUUGGUGGCCUUAGUAAAAUAAGAAGAGUUUCUGAAGCAUUUGAUUUAUACUAUAAAUUAGUGGAGAAAGGAGUUCAUCAUCGGCUGGUCUGCUUAGAGGAUUUAAAAACUGCUCUAAAGCUUGCGGGACGAUCAGCUGAAGCCGAUUUUGUAUCUAAAAGGAUGCCUAAAGACCAACUUCUUAGCGCAUCUGCUCCAAAAUUUUGCUCUGGGAAGUCAAAGGCCUAAAA